This is a messenger RNA of Rhinocladiella mackenziei CBS 650.93, 570 nucleotides long. RefSeq lists its product as uncharacterized. Bases 1 to 570 code for a protein of 189 amino acids. The record is from RefSeq and is a predicted model, not a curated record. Gene Ontology annotation, molecular function: peroxiredoxin activity. Lineage: Eukaryota; Fungi; Ascomycota; Eurotiomycetes; Chaetothyriales; Herpotrichiellaceae. The transcript has 2 exons.
AUGCGUCUCAAUUACGUUCCCAAUCCACCAACGGACCUCUCCGCCGAAGACCAAGAGGUCCUGGAACGAGUCAAGGCCCGUCGAGGUGCCAUGGGCUUGAUUGCUCUGGACCUGACUCUGCUUCAUGCCCCCAAAGUUGCAGAUGGUUGGAACGCCCUCCUCGGCGCCAUACGCACCAAGAAUUCCCUCCCGGAGGAUAUACGCGAAAUUGCGAUUUGCCGUCCUGCCUUGAUCAAUCGCGCGUGGUACGAAUGGAAUGCCCAUUCCCCCAUCCUCCUCAAAUCUCCGGGCUUCUCUGAAGAGAAACUUGCUGUCGUUAAACAAUUGUAUCCCGCCUCUCAGGGUGCUCUCGAUAAUCGUCAAUGGGCAGUUCUAAGAUACGCCGAUGCCAUGACUCGAGAGGUGUCCGUCCCUCAAAGUCUGUUCGACGAGGUGAAAGGAGCAGGAUUCAGCGAUCAAGAAAUGGUCGAGCUUACCGCUACAAUUGCAAGCUAUAACAUGGUUAGCCGGUUCUUGGUUGCUUUGGACGUCGGAGAGGCAAACGAUAAAGCACCAGAAUGGGCAAAAUAG